GGGUCAUCAUGUGUCCUUGGAGGAUCUUGGAGUGUCGCGGAGCGGGCCCCAGAGUGGGAGGGAGCUGAUGGAGAAGCGGAACUGGAAGAAGAGGAAACUGUCGGCGCUGGAUAUGGAGCCUCAGAGCUCUGUGCACGUCUCGGGACUUGAACCUUCUGCCUCGCCGUGCGGGCCCAGCGCGGUACCCGGGCCCUGGGGCUCGGCCACCGACGGCAAGCAGGACAACUCUGGUGUGGGGGUCAACCUGGCUCACCGGCGGGGGGUCGUGACCUCACGGCACGACUCGCAUGUGCCGGACCACACCCGCGUGCCGCCGCCCACGAGAACCUCCACUGAUCUUCCCUCCUCUCGUCCUGCCCCUCCCUCCUCCUCUUCCUCCUCCUCCUCCUCCGAGCGGGCUGCUGUAACAAACAACACCCUCUUUCGGAAGUCAGCCAGUUUAGUCCAGAAACAAGGCACCCCCUCCCCCUCCCCCUCUGACAGAAACACACCAUGUUUGACUGCCCAGAUAUCUUCACCAAAGACAACUACCCCUCCGGCCUGUUCUGAUCUCCUCCAAGCGAGGGCAGACCUCUCCCCCCACCCCCCGCCCCAGCGCCGCCACUUCAGCCUAUCGGAGACGGACGACUGUUACGAGGUGUAUGUGAAGAAAAAGCGUUACGGCCGGCCCGCCUCCACGUCUCCCAAACCGCUGGCGGCCGCGGGGUCAGCCAUGUCAGAGCGAGUGUCCCGUCACGGUGCUGCACACCUGGUCAGUCACGGUGGUGCUACACAACUGGUCAGUCACGGUGGUGCUACACACCUGGUCAGUCACGGUACUACACACCUGGUCACUGGCGCCACGUCAGGUACACACGACACGACGGGCCGCUCGCACACGGCUGGCUGUGGGGGUGGGGGUGUCGGUGCUACCAAGGGGGAGGUCAGAGGUGAGUGUGUGCUGACGUCCUCCUCCUGGGGGUCAGGGGUGUCCAACCCUGGGGUCGCGGGGUCAGGGGUCACGGGGCCAGGGGUGAGGGUGGGCGGCAGUGUGGAGGAGAUCAGCGUUGAGAUCAGCAGCUCUCCCUCCUCCCUCUCCUCCAGCGUGACCUCGCCGGCCACAGACGUGACCUCGCCGGGCACGGAGGACCGCACGGACAACUCCACACUGCCGGACCUACAGAGCCCGUGUGACAGCUGCCACCCGCCUGUCCCCCACCCCCACAAGACCGUGCCUUUAGACUUGUCCAGCAGGAAAGGUCACAAGUGAACUGGGGCUUCGGUUGUCAGAACAGAAUGUGUUCCCCACGACCUUCUCCUGCCCGAACCAGCUCGAAAACGGCGUGUAACCUCCAUGAGACAGAUCUGGGAGGGAAGGAUUGGAAGUAUGUGAUGUAUGUCCACAACCCACUCUCCAGCCCAAACCGGCUCGAAAUUGGCGUACAGUGUCCUGCAGAAAGCGUGGUGUGUGAAGGAUUUGGAGGUGUGCGACGUACCGUCUCUGACCCACACCGGGUUGGAAAUGGCGUAAAUUGUCACGAUUGUCCGUCGGAGUGAGGCGAGAGUGGCAGAUACUCUGUGAUGCUGACCACCCAGUGUUCUUGCCUUAACCAGGUUGUAAAUGGCGUAUUAUAUUGUAGUUGUAGAUGAGAGAGAGGGGCAGCCUCCAAAGGUGAAGGUUUGUGAUAAUAUUAUUAUUUCUACCACCAUGUUCUUGCCCAAACCAGGCUGUAAAUGAGGUAAAUCAUCCGUCAGAAACAGGCAGAAGUGAAGGAUUUUCAUUCUGAGAUGUGUGUGAUGUGUCCACGACUCCUUGGCCCGAAAUGGGCUGAAAAUGGCGCAUGUUCUGGGCACAUGCUACGUGUUGUAGGUUGUUCUGGGGGUUGUCCCCCCCCCCCCUCCGAGGCUCAUAAGAUGUUGUCAUUCUGUAUAUAUAUCUACAUAUUGUCUAAGACAGCCGCCCGUUGCCCAGGGAAAGAUUGGCUGUCUUAGCCAGGUGGGCAUCUUAAAAUGUCGCUGGAAGGGAAAUAUAACACUAGAGGGACUGGGAAGUGGUCGUUUGUACAGGUGAUUGUCUUAUACAGGUGGUCGUUUGUACAGGUGAUUGUCUUAAG
Aplysia californica (California sea hare) is the source of this 2093-nucleotide messenger RNA. RefSeq names its product flocculation protein FLO11. The record is from RefSeq and is a predicted model, not a curated record. NCBI's taxonomy places the organism in Eukaryota, Metazoa, Mollusca, Gastropoda, Aplysiida, Aplysiidae.